ACACACACACACCGUUUGUCAUGUCUCUGUUUCCAAAAUACUUUAAUCUAGUUCACUUUAAUACAAUUAAAAAGGAACUGCCGCGUGUCUCCUCACUGUGGAAGAAGUUGAUUCAUCAUCCUAUUUAUGCUGCGUUCAAGCGCUCCUCGGAUUGUUAAAGUUUCCUUUUUGGAAAGUGGUUCUUACAGCUUCAAUACGUUGUUGACAGACUGUAAAUAAAUUGUUAAACUCGAGAAGAAACAUGGCAAUUCAAGAGAAAUAUGUUGUACUCUAAGUCAUCAUAACAAUGCUUAUAAAAAAAAUAACAAGAUGUUACUUAUGACAAUUGAGCUAAAGACGAAUUUCGCACCUGAAUGUCCUUUUUCCGAUUUUUCCGAUACUACGUGAACGCAUUGCGAGAGCUCUUAUGUUGCGCUUCCAGUGGUGCGUUCAGGUUCAUGUUUGCUGCUCGGUGCUGCAAUGGGGCCGAGAAAAAGGUCACAGCGAGUUUUGCAGCAUGAACUGGAAGAUUUGGUUGUCAAACAUGUUCGGAUUGAAGACUCCGGCUGGACAGGUGUGAACGAGCGCACCUUCCUCGCCGUGAAACCGGAUGGCGUGCAGCGGAGACUUGUGGGAGAGAUCGUGCGUCGCUUCGAGAGGAAAGGCUUCAAACUGGUGGGACUCAAACUUGUGCAGGCCUCGGAGGAUCUUCUUAAAGAACAUUACUGGAGCCUGAGGAGUAAACCGUUCUUCACAGGACUCAUUAACUACAUGAAGUCUGGACCUGUCGUAGCGAUGGUGUGGGAGGGGCUUGACGUGGUGAAAACGGCGCGUAAGAUGUUGGGAGAGACGAACCCGGCGGACUCGCUACCCGGAACCAUCCGAGGAGAUUUCUGUGUGGAGGUGGGCAGGAACGUGAUCCAUGGCAGUGACUCGGUGGAGAGCGCUCAGAGAGAGAUCUCUCUGUGGUUUCAUCAGAACGAGCUGCAGUGCUGGGAGGACGAGAGCAGACACUGGAUCUACGACUAACGUCUGCCUGACCUGAAGGUUCUCCGUCCUCUCGCUGCACAAAACCAGGGUUUAGUUUGAGGUCGGUGUGAGAUGAAUUUACUUUAACCUUUGAGGAGGCGCUAUGCUGUCUUGCUAGAUCUCUCACUGCUUUCUUUUCUAUUCAUAUUGUUUCUAAUGUGUCUGAACUUCAUUUCAGAGGUUGAAUAACUUUACAAAGCAAACAUGCUCUGAGGGAGCAGACGAUAAAGGCUUUAUAUGUGAUCUUUUGAUCCAGCAGAUGUCGCCCUUGAGCACCAGCAUGAAACCAAAACAACUUGCGGUGCAU
Molecule: messenger RNA, 1315 nt
Organism: Labrus mixtus (cuckoo wrasse)
Lineage: Eukaryota; Metazoa; Chordata; Actinopteri; Labriformes; Labridae
Gene: nme3
Product: NME/NM23 nucleoside diphosphate kinase 3
Exons: 5
Coding region: 460-1008 (182 amino acids)
Biological process (GO): UTP biosynthetic process; GTP biosynthetic process; CTP biosynthetic process
Molecular function (GO): nucleoside diphosphate kinase activity
Source: RefSeq, a predicted model, not a curated record